AUGAUCGGCAGCGAAACGUGCUGGACAGAGAUGUCGUCGUUCUGUAAGGCUGUCAUGGGUCCCAAAGAGGCUGAAGAGAGUGAGGGAAGAAGCUGCCGAUGCUCCCCUUACGCAGGUUCGGAAGUAGUAGGCGCCGAUGUGCUCACCUACUCCCACUUUAAUUUAGGGCGGAAAAAGAUUGGCGAUGAUUUACAAAACGUGUUCGUGAGAUAUGUCAAGAACGAAGCAUCAGAACAUGACGUGAAAAUUAUACAAGACACUUUAGCCAUCUACUUCCCGGUAUCGAAAGAGGCAGAAAGGCAAAGCGAAAGAUCUGGAGAAUUUCAGAGUGUGGACUGCUUAAUAUGUCGGAGUGCUUUCGGAGCACUCUUCGACCUGGUCCGCGAGGGACAGUCAGACCAGAGACUGAUAGAAGCGGUGUCUACGUUAUGCGCAUCUCUCGGAUUCGUAACUCCGAGGGCUUGUCGCGGAGUCAUCGAAUUGAAUAUCCCAAUACUAACGUUCAUUAUUAGAACAACACCACGAGCGCUACCAAGAACAUUCUGUGGAUUGGUCUUACAAAGAAGCCACGACCCUUUGUUCUGUCCUUAUGACGACCCUAGAUUUGAAUGGACCGUCAGUUUACCAGCCAGGCGGAGUAGUAAAAUAAUUGACAGAGAAUCCGAAGCAAGGAAUAGACCUCUCACAAUAGCCGUCAUCUCAGAAGCCCACAUAGACCCACUGUACGUAGCAAACGGCGUAGCUGACUGCAAUGAACCGACGUGCUGCAGAAAAGGUCAAAUACCACGUACACACAUUUACGAAUAUUCUAAUGAAGAACCUUUAAUUAAAGAUGGAGUUAUCAAGAUAGAUAACAAAGAUAUGAUGAAUUUAGAUAUUACCACUCAAAUAAGAAAUAGGACCAAAAUAAAACAAGUGGACAGAAGAAAUUCGCCACCUGCUGGUUUUUGGGGCGACUAUAGGAAUUGCGAUACGCCACUUUGGGCUUAUGAUGACGCUAUCCAAAGAGUGGCUACAGCGCACCGGAAUGUCGAUCUUGUGUAUUACAUGGGAGACAGUAUCGAUCAUCAUGUAUGGGAGACCACUUAUGAACUAAUAAACGAAGUUAACGCACAUAUCAUCGACAAAAUGAGAAAGGAAUUUGGGAACAACGUCCUUGUAAUACCAUCUAUUGGAAACCACGAGUCCCAACCGACUAACCAAUUCGCACCAAGUACCGUGAGAGGCGACAAACUCAAUACAACCUGGCUGUACGAAGGCUUAGCAAGAAAGUGGGACUUCUAUUUAACAGCGGAGGCUAAAGCUACAGUUCGACAGAUGGGCGCGUUUGCAAUGCGUGUGCGACCAGGUUUACGCGUCAUCUCCGUGAAUAACAACGUUGCCUUUAAAUCCAAUUGGUGGCUAGUCUACGAUCCGUUGGAUGCUAAGAGACAUUUAGACUGGCUUGUACAGGAGUUGCACAAAGCGGAGUUAGCUGGAGACAAGGUCCAUAUACUCGGACAUAUACCGCCUGGAGUCCAUGACUUCACUUACACGUGGACCAGGGAGUAUAACAGAAUUGUUACAAGAUUCGCGUCAACAAUCGCCGGGGAGUUCACAGGUCACACGCAUGGUGAUGAGUUCAAGAUAUUCUACAGUUUGGAAAAUGGCCGACCGAUCAGUAUUGCAUGGGGUGCUGGAAGUGUGACCGCCUACACUAACUUCAACCUCAACUACAAGAUCGCUACCAUCGACCCGAGGACCUUUGAGCCAACAAACUUCGUCAGCUUCAUAUACAAUUUGACUGAAGCGAACCUGACCCCACACAGACGUCCGCGUUGGUUCCAACUCUACGACUUUAGAUCUGCGUUUGGACUGCGGGACUUGUCACCUACAUCAUUGGACGCUUUAGUACGCAGGAUGGCCACUGAGAGAAAUAGACAUUUGAUAGGACUGUACUCAAAGUUUCUACUGAAAAUGAGCGACAGAAGAUGGCCAUAUUGCAACGAUUGGUGCAAAAUCGACAACCUAUGCAGAUCUGUGGUCACUGUGCUGUGGCGACGUGAGAGAUGCGAGGAACUUCGACGACUGUUUUGGUUCGGUUAGCAACUAUGGUGAAUAGCCAUAUUCGAGCGAAAGCCAACAAUGACCAUAUAAAGUAGCAUGUUUUGAGGACCCAUUUGACAAUAAUAACUGCUUGUUUUGAGGACCCAUUUGACAAUAAUAACUGCUUGUUGUGAGGACCCAUUUGACAAUAAUAACUGCUUGUUUUGAGGACCCAUUUGACAAUAAUAACCUGUCUAUUUGUAUUUAUAAACAUUUCAUCAAAUAAAGUAUAAUUUCUUGUGAAUUUUACCAAUUGUUCAAUUACUUAUUACUUUAUUUUCAGCUUAUCUGUACUUUAAAUGUUGUGGAGUUUUACUUUCAUGUUAUUAUGGCUUAGUUUGUAUUUUUUUGAUAUCAUAUUAUGUACAUCAAUGUUAUCAUAUGUUUUUCUAUUGCUGUUUAAUUUAUUUCCUUUUUUCUUCGUUUUGAACCUACAUUGUUUAGGAGAUUGUUUUAUAAAUAAAAAUAUAU
Molecule: messenger RNA, 2556 nt
Organism: Bicyclus anynana (squinting bush brown)
Lineage: Eukaryota; Metazoa; Arthropoda; Insecta; Lepidoptera; Nymphalidae
Product: sphingomyelin phosphodiesterase-like
Exons: 10
Coding region: 1-2085 (694 amino acids)
Biological process (GO): ceramide biosynthetic process; sphingomyelin catabolic process
Cellular component (GO): lysosome
Molecular function (GO): acid sphingomyelin phosphodiesterase activity
Source: RefSeq, a predicted model, not a curated record